UUUAUAUCCAGUUCCACGUGACAAUAUCAACCUCCACGCAGGACGAGACAGCGAAAGAGAUGCGGAUGAUCAGCUUAAUAACGAGUCUGUUUAUAUUGGCUAUCCACGAUAGCUUCUGAGGGUUGCUGGCCUGCAGAUAAAUCAGCACCUUUUAUCGAUUCCCCGUUACUUUCACCCAGUCCAGCCAGAACAGCCCAGUCGGCUGAGAAGUGCUUCUCCCCUGCUCCAGGAUGGAGAAACCGGGGAUUUUUGAGAUUAUUAGACCUGAAGAUCCCAGCGUUCUUGGGCCAAGACUUGGCCAACUGACAGUCCAGGGAAGAAGCAAACUUGAGACUCCCAAUUUCCUUGCUAUCAGUUCCAGGGGGGUAGUCCCACAUAUGACACCAGAUGUCAUUGCUGCAAGCUCGCAGAUUGGAGGGGUUCACAUGGCAUUGGAAGAUUUUAUAGAAAAAUCUCCAAGCGGCACGCCGCCUAUCAUGAAAAUUCCAGGAAAUCCACUUCAUACCUUCACUGCGAUUCCUAACUCUAUCAUCACUCUCCUCGCGCCACGUCGCACUCCUGCCGUCACAGCUCCAAAUGGUAAUAGUGACACCGCCAUUUCUGUCUUUACAUCGACCGGAUUCCAGGCUCUCUCAAACAAGUCUUAUAUCAGCUCCAUUCAGACGCUUCGCCCUGAUAUCUCUAUUGCACUCGCCGACUUGACUUAUGGCCCUCUACCGGGGACCAAGAGAACCGUAAAAAUGAGCGACAGGACCCAAGAAUGGCUCUCUGAUCUUCUCAGCGAGAAUGGUCAUGGAGGGGCAGUCUUCGCACCCAUCCUUCCGAUUGACUCUUUGAGUCAGUCAGAAUAUUUGGAUUACCUAGCGGAUGAUCAGGCAGGUGAAAUUUCUGGUCUGGCGUUUUACGAUUCAAAUCUCCUGCCUGAUAUUCCAGCCACAACUUCCCUUUCACGGCUACCUCAUCUCUCGUUGGAUGAACCUGCGUCCCCCCACCACAUCCUACGCCAGAUAUCCUUGGGAAUGGAUAUUUUUACUAUCCCCUUCAUUGGUCAUGCAACAGAUGCUGGAAUUGCAUUGACGUUUCGCUUCCCUCGUCCCUUACCCGACGAUGCUGUCGCAUCCAACGAUACCGGAAGCAGUGUUGUCCCUCUGGGGAUUGAUAUGUGGAUACCCACCCAUGCCACUUCGCUCCUACCGCUCAGCAAUUCAUGUACCUGUUAUACCUGCACCUCGCACCAUAGAGCAUACAUCCAGCACUUGCUCUCAGCCAAGGAAAUGCUCGGUUGGGUACUGCUUCAGAUUCAUAAUCAUCAUAUCCUCUCCGAAUUCUUCUCCUCCAUCCGUGCAAGUAUCAAAAUGGGCACAUUUGAGGCCGAUGCGGAAGAGUUCGGGAGAAUUUACGAGAGCGAGCUGCCCGAGAAGAGCGGAAAGGGCCCGAGGGUUAGAGGGUAUCACUUCAAGAGUGAGGGGCCAGGAGAAGCGAAGAAGAACAAGGCUCCUUGGGGCAACCUGGGGAGUGAUGACCAGAGUGCUGGAAGAGGCCUAGUUCCGGAUGAAAAUUCGACGGAGUUGCAGGAAAAGGGCUUUGCGGAGAAGGUGGAGGAGUAAGCCGCCAGGAGCAUUUCUAGAAUGAGCGUGAUCACAAUGCAGAACUACAGGAGUUGCUAGUCGGGUCAUGAUAUCUCGAGUGCGGGUAAACAUAGCGUCAGUCCAUAGCGGAAUACUUUCCCACCCACAUUGACUAUUUCGCCAGGUCUGGAAGUCUAGCCCUUUAUCAGCUCAAGUUUCCCCGCUACACUUGAUUUAUCCAGCAGAGCAAUUAACACAACAGUGAUCCAG
Messenger RNA from Amorphotheca resinae ATCC 22711, 1838 nucleotides. RefSeq lists its product as hypothetical. The record is from RefSeq and is a predicted model, not a curated record. The coding region runs from base 231 to 1607 and encodes 458 amino acids. Gene Ontology annotation, molecular function: tRNA-guanosine(34) queuine transglycosylase activity. NCBI's taxonomy places the organism in Eukaryota, Fungi, Ascomycota, Leotiomycetes, Helotiales, Amorphothecaceae. The transcript is spliced from 2 exons.